AUGUUCAUGAAGCAGUACAACUACAAGCCUCGCUCCAACAGCACCUCAUCUCAAGACGGCUCUGCCGCCGGCUCACCACCCAAGUCCGACAGCAAGCAGACCCCGACCUCUGUUCUCGGCCAGACGUCCGCAUCUGGCCCUACCGCUGGUGCCGCUGCUGGUCGAAGACGCUCAUCUGCCUCGGACAAGUUCGCCGGCCUUAGCGCCCACAAACGUGGCAGCCAGGACGAAGGCCAAACGGCCAAGAAGGCCAGCUUCACCGAUCAGCAGGCCGGCCAGGGCAUGCUGGGAAAUAUGUGGAAUAGCUUCACCAAGGGUGAGGGCAAAUAA
Messenger RNA from Cyphellophora europaea CBS 101466, 330 nucleotides. RefSeq lists its product as uncharacterized. Lineage: Eukaryota; Fungi; Ascomycota; Eurotiomycetes; Chaetothyriales; Cyphellophoraceae. The transcript has 2 exons. The coding region runs from base 1 to 330 and encodes 109 amino acids. The record is from RefSeq and is a predicted model, not a curated record.